This is a messenger RNA of Ceratotherium simum simum (southern white rhinoceros), 892 nucleotides long. It is a transcript of the gene IL1B, whose product is annotated as interleukin 1 beta. Gene Ontology annotation, molecular function: interleukin-1 receptor binding; cytokine activity. The record is from RefSeq and is a predicted model, not a curated record. Gene Ontology annotation, biological process: immune response; cytokine-mediated signaling pathway; positive regulation of immature T cell proliferation in thymus. Lineage: Eukaryota; Metazoa; Chordata; Mammalia; Perissodactyla; Rhinocerotidae.
GGAGAAAUUGGUAGACAGCAUACCUCUUCGAGGCACAACAGGCCACUCCAGGAUUCUGUUCUCUCCAGCCACUCUUCAUUGCUCAGGUUUCUAAAGCAGCCAUGGCAGCAGUACCUGAACUCACCAGUGAAAUGAUGUCUUACUGCAGUGGCAAAGAGAAUGACCAGUUCUUUGAGGAGGAUGGUCCAAAACAGAUGAAGGGCGGCUUCCAAGAUCUGGACCUCAGUUUCAUGGGAGAUGGGGGCAUCCAGGUGCAAAUCUCCCACCAGCUCUACAACAAGAGUUUCAAGCAUGCCGCGUCGAUCAUUGUGGCUGUGGAGAAGUUGAAGAAGAUACCCAGUCCCUGCUCACAGGCCUUCCAGGAUGAUGACCUGAGGAGCCUCUUUUCCUUCAUCUUUGAAGAAGAACCCGUCACCUGUGAGAAUUGGGAGGAUGAGCUUAUGUGUGAUGCAACCGUGCAAUCGCUGAACUGCAGACUCCAGGACACACACCAUAAAUCCUUGGUGCUGUCCAGUGCGUGUGAGCUGCAGGCUGUCCACCUCAAUGGAGAGAAUACAAACCAACAAGGUAACUGGGGACGUCUUGAUUCCUUUCUUGGCCUCCUGACACCUUGCUAAUUCUCCACAUUUUUUAACAAAGUAGGACAUUAAGGCAAAUUAUCAACAUAAGUGAAAAAACAUACAACAUAUAAACUUUUUGUUUUGGUCCUGGCAACGACACCAGAUUGAUUCCCUUAGCACAUUCAUUUUUCAGCAAGAGAUGUAACUCUGAGAAAUCAGACUGCUCAAGCAUACCCAGGACCAUUGUCCAGCCAAGUCAUUUAAUGAUAGUGCAAUGGCAAUGCUUCCAUUGGAAAGGGGUCAUUUGAUGGACAUGACCUAACUGCCUGUGG